GGUUAUCAAAUGAAAAUCCAAAAAUCCAGAAAGCUUAUCCAUGUCCCACACGUGGGCAUUCGUCUUAGUCAAAUGGGAAGCCCCUCGUCCCGUCUUCUGCCACUCGAAGACCUUCCAUCCCCAAACACCAUUUCCUCCCACACAAUGCUAUCCAUGGCUUCCACAAGCACUUCUUGUUCUUCUCCCCUCUGCAACAAAAUCCCCAACUUCUCAAUCUCCCGCUCACUCACUCCAAUUCCCACCCACUUCCCACCACACAUUAAACUCCUAAAACCCCUCGAGCUCAAAGCCUGUUUCCACAGCUUCCCUCACCUCUCUCCUUCCCCCAGUUUCCGCCGCUCGUUGGCGGCGUUUGACGGCUUCGAAGUCAAAGAAGAUAGUGAAAGCCAAGCCGAACUAGACCCAGAAGCAGAGCUCCAUGAAAAGCAAGAAGAAGAAGAAGAAAGAGAGGAAGUGCCAAAGAGCUCAGACGCCGGGAGGCUAUAUGUAGGGAAUUUGCCUUAUAAUUUGACUUCGACCCAAUUGGCUGAGGUUUUCGGGGAGGCUGGCACGGUGGUUUUCUCAGAGAUUAUUAUAACAGGGUCACAGAUAGAAGCCGGGGAUUCGGAUUUGUCACAAUGUCAACUGUUGAGGAAGCUCAGGAUGCCAUUAGGAUGUUUGAUGGCUCUCAAGUAGGAGGUAGAACUGUGAAGGUGAACUUCCCAGAAGUGCCAAGAGGAGGUGAAAGGGAAAUUUUAGGACCCAAUAGCACAAGGACAGGGUUCAAGGUGUACAUAGAUAGUCCACACAAGGUUUAUGCAGGAAACCUUAGCUGGGGUUUAACUUCACAGGGUCUUAAAGAUGCCUUUGAAGAGCAGCCAGGGCUGUUGGGUGCCAAGGUCAUAUAUGAGAGGGUUUCUGGACGAUCCAGAGGUUUCGGGUUUGUGACAUUCGAAACUAAUGAGGCUGCGGAAUCAGCUGUCGCUGCCAUGAAUGGAGUGGAGGUUGAUGGGCGGCCUUUGCGAUUAAACAUGGCGGCAGAAAGAGCAAGGCAUGUUGCUUCCUCUCCGGCAGCACCAGAAACAACUGCACAAGACACAGAUAGUAGUGAAUUGGUCUCGCCUCCUGCAUCGGAAACAACCACAGAAGACGGAGACAGUGGCGAAUUGGUUUCCAGCGUUAGCAUCUGAAUUUAACAUUGCACUAAAGGGCAGCCUAGUACCAGUUUUACCAAACAAAAUGAUACCGAGGCUGUGGUGAUUUUUCGGUUGCAGGGGCAAAGUGAGACUCGAGUUUUUCCAAGGAGCGAAUAAUUAGGCCUUAAUCAUGUAUAAACGAAUGGAAAACAAUUUCAAAGUAAUUUUGUUUCAUGUAUAAAAUAAAUCAAUACAAAUGUACCUAUUAUUUUAAAAUGGGGCCGACAACUCGUUGGAAUUUUUCUUCA
Malus domestica (apple) is the source of this 1423-nucleotide messenger RNA. Its product is annotated as 33 kDa ribonucleoprotein, chloroplastic. Gene Ontology annotation, cellular component: chloroplast thylakoid membrane. The record is from RefSeq and is a predicted model, not a curated record. Gene Ontology annotation, molecular function: mRNA binding. Gene Ontology annotation, biological process: chloroplast rRNA processing. Lineage: Eukaryota; Viridiplantae; Streptophyta; Magnoliopsida; Rosales; Rosaceae.